This is a messenger RNA of Ixodes scapularis (black-legged tick), 990 nucleotides long. RefSeq lists its product as uncharacterized. The record is from RefSeq and is a predicted model, not a curated record. Lineage: Eukaryota; Metazoa; Arthropoda; Arachnida; Ixodida; Ixodidae. Bases 1 to 990 code for a protein of 329 amino acids. The transcript has 9 exons.
AUGCAUGCCUAUGUUAAGUUCACUGAUGGUGUGCAUUUGAUUUUGCCCACUUCCCUGGUAAAGAAAUUCACGCCUCGCGAUGCUGCCGACUUCGACGCGACCCGGCCGACCCGGCUGUACGAGGCCUACUGGGUUUCAGAUUCCGGCGAAGGCGAAGAUGAGGACUUCUACAACGCCAACGUUAUCCUUCUGGGCGAGAGUCUUGAUGAUCUUUUGAAGAAAAUGCAGCUGAAGCGGUACCCGAUUCCUAGGAUUUUGGAUGGUAGUGCAACGCAGAAGCAGCCUGCAAGAAAGCAUGUCCAAGACCUUGGACGAAAGGAAAAAAAGAACCGGAAGGAGAUUGGCAAGCGGUCAAGGCUUGAUGACAUCGCUGCAGAUUUUAAGAAAAAGCAAAAGACCCAGGAGACGAGGGCAGCACCUCAAGAGGAUAGGAUCCUUCGACAUCUCCUCCAGGAGAAAGAGGGCAAAAUAAAAAGACUUCAGAAAGAGCUUGCCGAGGAACAGGCUCACAGCCGGAGGCUGGGUUUGGCCCUUGCAAUGAAAAUUGAAGCUGCCUCAGAACCGCAAUGGAGGAGGCCUGGUACUUCAAGCGAGGAGCAUCUGUUGGCUGAACCACCGUCUUUUGAAGGCAUUGAACUGCUCGAAGACUCGCCAAGUCGUCUAGUAGAGGAGGUCCCCAAAAGUCCAGUGCCAUCAACCUCGUACACAGGAAACCUUUCCGGAGCGGAAAAGUCUACUGACGAACCUUCACUGGGCCGAGCUCCUUUUCCGUCAGCUGACCAGCAACCAGGAAACCUUUCCGGAGCGGAAAAGUCUACCGACCAACCUUCACUGGGCCGAGCUCCUUUACCGUCAGCUGACCAGCAACCGGGAUUCCUGCUGCCAGAGCCCGCUCUACCAUGUGCAGGCCCUGCACCACCAGUGCUGAUCAAAGGAGAUGGAAUGGUAAGUGACCAAAAUUGCUUUGAAGGAACAAUGAAGACGAAUUAG